AUGAGUAUUCGACGGUCGACGAUUAGGUUAUUUUCUACGACUGUUCGUAGGUUACAGCAUGAGACUCCAGCGGACUGGAAACCCAUUAAGAAACGUCCGAGAUAUACCCCAUCCAAGGAGUCUUUAGCAUAUGUCGAAGCCAUCCUCGAGAAGCCGACAUGGUCAAUAACAGAACUCCUACCACCCAGUCAUCCAAAAAGUACUUCAAACACUCCUCCUCCAGAUCCAAAAGACCUGAUCACUCCUGAAAAACUCAAACAUCUCUUAAGACUCUCUGCACUUCCUAUGCCGAAGGAUCAACAGGAGGAAGACGAAAUGAUCAAAGAUUUGAAUGAUCAGCUCUACUUUGUGAAUAAGAUUAAGGAGGUGGAUGUCACGGGUGUGGAGCCGUUGGUGGCUAUUAGGGAUGAGAGCGAGGAGAGGGGUAUCACUUUAGAGGAUGUUUUACAGGCGGAGAAGGAAGCGGAGGCGUUUGGACCUAUGGGAAGAGAGGAAUGGGACCCUUUGAAGCAGGUGAAGAAUAAACUUGGAAGAUACAUUGUGGUUGAAGGAGAGAUGGGUGAAGGACCUGCUGUGGAUGAUGAACUUGUGGUCAGUGCUGGGGAGGUCAAGAAGGUGAAUUCUCUGGGUACUGUCGAGACUACUGGCACGGAGACAAGGUGA
This is a messenger RNA of Orbilia oligospora ATCC 24927, 663 nucleotides long. RefSeq lists its product as uncharacterized. The transcript has a single exon. Gene Ontology annotation, biological process: glutaminyl-tRNAGln biosynthesis via transamidation; regulation of translational fidelity. The coding region runs from base 1 to 663 and encodes 220 amino acids. NCBI's taxonomy places the organism in Eukaryota, Fungi, Ascomycota, Orbiliomycetes, Orbiliales, Orbiliaceae. Gene Ontology annotation, molecular function: glutaminyl-tRNA synthase (glutamine-hydrolyzing) activity. The record is from RefSeq and is a predicted model, not a curated record.